AUGUCUCUCACAGCAGCUGUUCAGGACUUGUUCAAGUCGGCCUACGAGUUCAUCGCCUCUAUUUUCCAUACCAUCUUUGCCGCUUUUGCGUCGCUCGUGCAUCUCUUUGAGAGCGUCGUCUUGAAGAUUGUUGCCGUUGUCGGCUCCAUUGGCACGUUUGUUCUCGGCAACUUUAUCGUCUUGAGCAUCGGUGCUGGACUCAUGUUCUUCUACUUGCAGCGAAGUGGCAAAAAGCCAGCGGCUGCCUUGAAGGCCAAGAAGACAAACUAG
Messenger RNA from [Torrubiella] hemipterigena, 270 nucleotides. The record is from the annotation of a GenBank genome assembly. NCBI's taxonomy places the organism in Eukaryota, Fungi, Ascomycota, Sordariomycetes, Hypocreales, Clavicipitaceae.